UAUAUCAAUCCCCGUACUCCAGCAUCCGAGCUAAGCCUGAUGAUGCACGGACCAUACAAGGCUGAUCAAAUCCCCCUCCACCAAGCUCUCACACGAUAUCCCACCCCUCAUUGAUUCACACUUCUUUCACCACAUCGCACUGCAGCAACCCCUUCUCCGACUCCCAAAAUGAGUACUCCUCAAACCGUAACUCCUGCGAAAAGCUUCAAAUUCCCCCGCGAACACUCAUUCCCUCCUUUCUUCACCCUCCAACCCACCUCUUCGACCCUACACGCUCAACUUCGCAAAUGGAGCGAUUUGAUCCUCUCUUAUUUCGCCUUUUACCGAAUAUUUCGUCUUACAAUUUCUACGAUAUUAUCUUCUGAGUUAUUUAAAAAUGAGAGGAUCAAUAGGAGGUUGGAUGAGGAGGCAUUGAGGGAGGUGUUGGAGUUUAUGAGGAAGGAGGGGAGGGUGGAGUGGAUUGGGGGGAGUGGGAAUGGGAAAGUGGGAGGAGAUGUUUGCUGGGUUUGGUGGAGGAAGGUAGAUGAGUGGGCAAGGGUUAUUGAGGAGUGGGUUGAUGAGACAGGCCAGAGAGGGAGCGUCUUGACACUUUAUGAGUUGGUCGAGGGGGAGAGCGGCAGGGGUGCAGGUAUGUUAUUUGUUUCUUUUUUUACUUUCUUGUUUUGGAUUUAUUUAAUGAGUCUUGCUAAUUAUUGGAUUGAUAACAGAAUUCCACGGCCUGGAUGCGGAAAUUUUACAAAAAGCUUUGGCAAUAUUGGUGAAGAAGGGAAAGGCACAAGUUUUUGGACAGGAGGAUCAACAGGGAGUCAAAUUCUUUUGAAGUGCGUAACAUCUUUUAUAUAUACUUGGGAUACACAUUGGCACUGAGAUUGAAACACAUCAUGCACAGUGGGAGGAUUUGUGGGCCUCGAGGAUGUAUGGGAUAUCCAAAGUCAUAGGGGCUUGCACAUAAGGAGGGACUGGUGGGCUCCUUUAUCAAAGCUUGGUUCCCCUUCUAGAACCUCAUUAAGCUUCCUCCCACCGAAUUUCAGCCGCAUCGAUAUCAUUGUUCAAUACUUCAGCAAAUUCAACCCGAAGAUCCUUUACAUGCCUGAUCUUGAAAGGAUCCUCGGAAUCGGGAAACAUCCAGAAGGCCAGCAAAAACCUUAUAUUAAAACUUCAAACAUUGUACACACACUUAACAGUGCGCAAUCUCGUAGUAAAGUACGCAGAGUCAAAACGACUCUUUCGGAAGCAACACCGGACCACGAGCAGGAUGGGAACCAAACUUUAGUAAAAAGAUGGAAAGGAAAUUUGAAAGCCAUCGCUAGGAAUAGCUUCCAGGUCUAGGCCUGGUCAAGUAAGAAACGGUACGCGGUGUCGUUCUUUUGCCGCUGUCUCCGGGGGACGUACCGAGAUUAGAUGGAGAACAGAAAUUGAUCCUCAGCUCACGUUACCUUGUCCUAGUGUCAAUGCUAGAUUAUUUUGAGCUUAGAUUCAUCGAAUAUCAUCGUCCAUCCCUUUUCUCCAGCAAAAGAUUGAUAUUUGAUCUGCAUGGUGCUGGCGCUUCUAACUCGAAAUGAAAAUUGGAAUAUUGGAUGGAGUGGGUGGAACAAUUCAUGAUAUACACUCUCUGUGUGCGCAGAGGAUGGGAUAGGCACGGAACUUUAGCAUGAAAAUUCGGACAGUUCUGAAUCUUAAGCCAGCGGGCCCCUGGUGAGAUUAGAUUUUAGGAAGCACGUUCGUUAUCUUAGCCGUAAUUUGAUGUCAAAUAAUAAACCUCCUGUUCAUGUCUUUGGAAGGGGGGGGGCUUAUGGAGGUUACGUAGCCAUGGAGCCAUAAAGGCAUGAUUUAUGAAUGCUCGGGAUCUUUUGAUUUCAUUUUCCGACUUGU
Molecule: messenger RNA, 1872 nt
Organism: Sclerotinia trifoliorum
Lineage: Eukaryota; Fungi; Ascomycota; Leotiomycetes; Helotiales; Sclerotiniaceae
Source: the annotation of a GenBank genome assembly